This is a messenger RNA of Osmerus eperlanus (European smelt), 1392 nucleotides long. Its product is annotated as calmegin. The record is from RefSeq and is a predicted model, not a curated record. Gene Ontology annotation, biological process: protein folding. The coding region runs from base 71 to 1285 and encodes 404 amino acids. Gene Ontology annotation, cellular component: endoplasmic reticulum; endoplasmic reticulum membrane. Gene Ontology annotation, molecular function: calcium ion binding. The transcript is spliced from 12 exons. Lineage: Eukaryota; Metazoa; Chordata; Actinopteri; Osmeriformes; Osmeridae.
AUGACCAGGACUUUCAGUAAAGCUGUGCUGGUGUGUCAAAGCCUUGCGGUAACAAAAGACCUCACAAGAGAUGCUAAUGCUGGCCUGUUUGCUGGUGGCCUGUGUGUUUCACCAGUCAUCGUGGUGCUCCACUGAGGCCCAGAGUUCCUACAUCUCUCCUCCUGUCCCAGAGAGAGCUCAUUUUGCUGAGUCGUUUGACUCUGGUCCUCUGGACAGGAGGUGGGUUCGUUCCCAGACUGUCAGAGAGGAGGAUACCGUCUCUCUCUUAUAUGAUGGGGAGUGGGCCAUAGAGGAGCGAGAGGCAGAAAUGCACCCUGGGAACAAAGCUCUGGUGAUGAAGUCAUCUGGGAGACACCACGCUGUUGCUGCCUACUUACACACACCCUUCCACUUCAGAAACUCACCACUCUGCCUGCAGUACGAGGUGAUGUUUAUGGAAGGGGUAGAGUGUAGUGGAGCAUACAUCAAACUGCUGUCUCUCUCUGAUCAACUCAGACUGAGCCAGUUCAGUGAUGUCACUCCCUAUUCUGUCAUGUUUGGACCUGACAUGUGUGGCGGCAACCACAAAAUGCACCUCAUUGUCACGGUAACAGAUCCUCAUACGGGCCAACGGCAGCAGAGACACGCCCCUCAGCCCGACGGCGACCUGAAGGGCUAUUUCACGGAUCGCAAAUCCCACCUCUACACUCUCCGUCUCUUCCCAGAUGGCAAAUAUGAGAUUCUCAUUGACCUGUCACUUAUCAGUGAGGGCAUCCUUCAAACAGACAUGGACCACUCCUCAGAAUUUCCUCAAAGCCAGUCAAUACCCAACAUUAAGCCACCCAGCCAAUCAGAGGGUCUGGGCCUUGGUUCUGUGGAGGCACUGGGUCUGGAGCUAUGGUCUCUGAGGGGGCAAGUGAUGUUUGACAACAUCCUGUUGUGCAACGAUUUGGAGUUAGCUCAACAAUGGACUCAGGACACUUGGGAAAAAAGAUAUAUGCCCAGUCUCCUGGAGCGUCUCCUGUUGGCCACGGCCGCGCGGCCAUGGCUCUGGGGCGUCUACGUCUUCACGGUCGGCCUUCCCACCAUCCUCUUCAUCAGCUUCAUGUGGCCCGACAAGAGAUUUGGCCCCCCUGACCAGGACUACUACUAUAAGAAGUCAGAUGAGCUGCAACCAGAUGAUCCCCAAGACUCUGAACUACCCAGAAGCCCUCAGGAAUAUGGGUCAGUGAGAGGAGCAGUAGCCAGGAAGAGAGAUUCUCAGAGGGCUCAGAAAAAAUCUGACCUGGAGCUAAAAGCUCGGUAAGCAGACCAAGUAAUCUCCAAGUAAUUCAAGCGGUGACUUCCAAGCUGCACUGUUAUUUAAAAGCUGGGAUAAAGUAUGUGUGUGUAUAUACUGUAUGUUUAAAGAGA